UGCACAUUUGGAUUUGGUCCUUCAUAUAACUCCAUUUACCUUCUCCGAUCUCUCCCUCUCGUUUCCAAGCUCUCAUUCACAAAUUUCAGGGAGAGAGAGAAAGAGGGGGAGGGAGAGAGAGACACACACACACACAAAGAGUAGCGAGAAAAGCACGGAGAGCUAGCCAAAGCGAAAGACUCUCUCUCCGUUCUCUUGCUUAUUCUCCCUCUUAUCGCUUGCAUAGAAAAGCGGAAGACCCUCUCUUUCUUACAUAUCUUUCGCCAUGAUCUCGUUGAAUAGAAGCAGUUUUCUGAACAACCCGAGCAUUUCCGGGUCAAAUAUUCCAUCUUCUUCUACACAGAGAAGACCAGCAGCUAGUUUGAAGGUGGUCGCUUCGGGCUCGAACAACCGGUCAGGAGAUCGAAACGGUAGCGUAUUGAUAGAAAGCAAAUUGAUGGAAUCCCCUGUGGUUGAGGUAGAGCCAAAAUGCAGUGUCGGUGGUGGGGUCCAGGAUGUUUACGGUGAAGAUAGUGCCACUGAGGAUCAAAAUGUCACUCCCUGGAGUCUCUCAGUUGCUAGUGGAUAUACUUUAUUGCGAGAUCCACAUCACAACAAAGGGCUUGCCUUCAAUGAUAAAGAGAGAGAUGCCCACUACUUGCGUGGUCUUCUCCCCCCUGUUGUAGUUUCACAAGAGCUUCAGGUGAAGAAAAUGAUGCACAAUAUUCGCCAGUAUCAAGUUCCACUGCAGAGGUACAUGGCUAUGAUGGACCUUCAGGAGAGAAAUCAAAGACUGUUCUACAAGAUGCUCAUUGAUCAUGUUGAGGAGUUACUUCCAGUGGUCUAUACUCCAACUGUUGGUGAAGCUUGCCAGCAGUAUGGGAGUAUCUUUAUGCGUCCUCAGGGUCUUUAUAUUAGUUUGAAAGAAAAGGGGAAGAUUCUUGAGGUAUUGAGGAAUUGGCCUGAGAAGAAUAUUCAAGUCAUUGUGGUCACAGAUGGAGAACGUAUUUUGGGUCUUGGGGAUCUUGGCUGUCAGGGGAUGGGGAUACCUGUGGGGAAACUUUCCUUAUAUACAGCGCUUGGAGGAGUACGCCCUUCAGCUUGCUUGCCUGUAACAAUUGAUGUGGGUACAAACAAUGAGGAGUUGUUGAACGAUGAGUUCUACAUAGGGCUCAAGCAAAAGAGGGCUACUGGGCAGGAAUACACUGAACUUAUACAAGAAUUUAUGACUGCUGUCAAGCGUAAUUAUGGGGAGAAAAUUCUCAUUCAGUUUGAAGACUUUGCAAACCACAAUGCUUUUGAUCUGCUUGCAAGAUAUGGUACAACUCAUCUAGUUUUUAAUGAUGAUAUUCAGGGGACAGCAUCAGUGGUCCUUGCAGGUCUUAUUGCAGCACUGAAAUCAGUUGGUGGCUCCUUAUCUGACCACACAUUUUUGUUCCUUGGAGCUGGAGAGGCAGGCACUGGCAUAGCAGAACUAAUAGCUCUUGAGAUAUCAAAAAAGACAAAUGCUUCAGUGGAAGAGACCCGCAAGAAGAUUUGGCUUGUUGAUUCAAAGGGACUGAUUGUUAAUUCACGUAAGGAGUCACUCCAGCAUUUCAAGAAGCCUUGGGCGCACGAACAUGAACCGAUCACUGGACUUGUAGAUGCUAUUAAUGAAAUCAAGCCAACAGUUUUGAUUGGAACAUCUGGGAAAGGAGGUCAAUUUACAAAAGAAGUGGUAGAGUCUAUGGCCGCUAUUAAUGAGCAACCCAUUAUCCUUGCUCUUUCCAACCCAACUUCUCAAUCUGAAUGCACAGCUGAACAAGCCUACACAUGGAGUCAGGGUCGUGCCAUUUUUGCCAGUGGAAGCCCAUUUGGACCUGUUGAAUAUGAGGGAAAGGUUUUCACCCCUGGCCAGGCAAACAAUGCCUACAUAUUUCCAGGAUUUGGCCUGGGUUUAAUUAUGUCUGGUACCAUCCGUGUUCAUGAUGACAUGCUUCUGGCAGCCUCGGAAGCUUUGGCGGCACAGGUAACGGAGGAGAACUAUGACAAAGGUCUCAUAUACCCUCCAUUUUCUAACAUCAGGAAGAUUUCUGCUCAUAUUGCUGCCAAUGUAGCUGCUAAAGCGUAUGAACUUGGUUUGGCCACUCGCCUUCCUCAACCAAAAGAUCUGGUGAAGCAUGCAGAGAGCUGUAUGUACAGCCCUACCUACAGGGGCUAUCGGUGAACGAUCAAAAGCAAUAUUUUUAAAUUAAUUUUGUUUGUGUUGGGAUGCAACCAAAUCAUAUAAAAUUUAAUAUCAAAUAUCAAUUUUUUUGUUUUA
Molecule: messenger RNA, 2281 nt
Organism: Ziziphus jujuba (common jujube)
Lineage: Eukaryota; Viridiplantae; Streptophyta; Magnoliopsida; Rosales; Rhamnaceae
Product: NADP-dependent malic enzyme
Exons: 20
Coding region: 266-2185 (639 amino acids)
Biological process (GO): malate metabolic process; pyruvate metabolic process
Cellular component (GO): chloroplast
Molecular function (GO): malate dehydrogenase (decarboxylating) (NAD+) activity; malate dehydrogenase (decarboxylating) (NADP+) activity; NAD binding
Source: RefSeq, a predicted model, not a curated record